This is a messenger RNA of Beta vulgaris subsp. vulgaris (sugar beet), 3873 nucleotides long. Its product is annotated as probable RNA-dependent RNA polymerase 3. Gene Ontology annotation, cellular component: nuclear RNA-directed RNA polymerase complex. Gene Ontology annotation, biological process: siRNA processing. Gene Ontology annotation, molecular function: RNA-directed RNA polymerase activity. The record is from RefSeq and is a predicted model, not a curated record. The transcript is spliced from 21 exons. The coding region runs from base 311 to 3388 and encodes 1025 amino acids. Lineage: Eukaryota; Viridiplantae; Streptophyta; Magnoliopsida; Caryophyllales; Amaranthaceae.
GUGUGCAUUAUGCAGUUAAACAGGCGGGAAACUCCAAAAAAAAAGUAUUCGUUGAGAAAUUCUGUAAAAACCGCACUUUCUCUCUCUCAAACUUCCACACUGCAAAUUUUUACUGCAAAAAUGUCACUUCAAACUUCUGUUCAUCCCUAAAUUCUUCCUAAAAUCCGCAAAAUCAACCCAAAAAAAAAACCCAAUUCCAAAUUUCAAAUUUCAAAUUUCAACUUCAUCUAAACAAACCCAUCAAUUAUCCCCAUAAAACUUCAAAAACCCUUGAUCAACUUUCUUCUGCUUCCUCAAAAUUUCAACAAAAAUGGCGGAUUUCUCUAAAAAAUUCCCACUUCCGCCAUUAGUGGAGGAAUUAAUAAAGCAAAUUUGCAGAGAACAAUCACAACCUCCUCUUGAUUUGAAUGCAAGAAAAGAACUUGCUUCUUUGGGUGAAGAUGAAUCGAUUAAUAUUCUUAAUAAAAUUCGUCGGUCCAAAAUUAAUAAAUCUUUUGAUGGGUUUAUUGUUUAUAUGGCAAAAGAAUUAAGAGCUAAUUCUUCUGCAACUCCUGUGAAAUUGGAAUCUUAUUCUUCUCCUCAAAUCAUAUCAGUUUCUCCUCCUAGUUCUGAAGGAAGUAAUUAUCUUUCUGAUUCACCUACUUCUAGUUCCUCUGGAAGUACUAAUUCGUUCAAAGAAGAUGGGUCUGUUCUCUCUUAUUUCUCUGAUAAGUUAGCAUCGAUGACAUCAAUACGACUGAAUUUAUUUGGCUUCUCCAAGUCACACCAAACUAGUCGUGAAUUCUUGGCGUUGGAGAAAUUAGGAUUUCGACGAGCUUUCCUCGUUAUGAGCUACAUUGGAGGGAGGAAACUGGAGAAUGUGGCUUCUGUUCGCGACAUUAAAAGUCUAAUAGUUGAAAGUGAAAAACUUACAAUGGGCUCGUUUGAAAACCUGGCGUGGGAACGAUAUGGUGACCGCUAUUGUCUCAGAAAGGAUCGAAUUAAGUAUCGUAGGUGGGACUCAUCAGGACAGUACUAUAUGUAUCAUUGUCAUGUUCAUCUUGACGGAAGCUAUUGUUUCAAGGGUCCGUUCUUAAACAAUAGAACAAGUCUACUCCAGAAGAUUUUGAAAGAAGAAAAUGUACUCAUUGUAAAGUUUGUCGAUGAGGUAAAUGAAAAAUCAAAAUUAACCAAGAGUUCUCGUGCUUCAUUUGCUGCUAUUGAAAAGGUUGCAAGAGAAGGAAUAUACUUUGGUCAGAAUUGCUACAGGUUCUUUGCUUUCAAAGAUGGAGGCAGAGGAGAGAAGAAGGACCGGACAUCCAGCUCAGUUAAAUGUUAUUUUGUAAACAUAGACAAUUUUGCACAAUCUUAUGAUAUUGAUAAAUGUAUAAGGAAAGCAAGAUCUGUUUUCAUGCAUUUGGAUACUCUACCCAGCUUGUCCAAGUAUGCGGCUAGGCUUGAACUUGCACUUUCAAAAACAAUAACUUUACCUAUAAAUCUGGAUGCUUCAGAUAUCCAUGUUGAAGUCAUCAGUGAUAUACCUUGUCAGCUUGCAGAUGGUUCUGCUGUCAUAGGUGAAGAUGGGAAACCUCUCAUACACACUGAUGGAACUGGCUACAUAUCGGAGGAUCUAGCUCGUGAAUUUCCUGGGAAGAUUUUCAAGGCAAAUAUGGUGCAGGAUCAUAAUUUUGAGAUAUGUGAUGUCUUUGAUUCGGACCUCAAAGAGAUACCUUCACAAUCUACAGAGCUGCCUCUGCUGAUGCAGUUCCGUUUAUUCUACAUGGGUUAUGCUGUUAAAGGAACAGUCCUUGUUAAUAGAAAGCUUCCACAAAGAACAAUUCAGGUUCGACCAUCAAUGAUAAAAGUUUAUAAAGACCCGGAAAGCUCUCAUUUUCUGACUGUGAACUCAUUUGAGAUUGUGGGAACAAGUGGUCGACCAAAGAAAUCAUAUUUGUCCAGAUACUUGGUUUCCUUGCUACACUAUGGAGGAGUCCCAACAAAGUUUUUCACAAACAUACUAAAAAAUGCUAUAGGUGAUGCUCGAACUUCUCUGACUGACAAACGAGCGGCUCUGCAAGUUGCUCUUGAGAGUGGGGAUAUGGAUGACGACUUCACAAUUGCAAGGAUGGUUUUAUCUGGAAUUCCUCUGAACGAACCCUACAUACAGACUCGUUUAGGUUUCCUUACUAAUCAUCAGAACAAGGGCUUGAAAGAAGGGAAGCUUCCCAUUGGUGAAAGUUUCUACCUCAUGGGGACAGCUGAUCCAACGAAUACCCUUGACAGAGGAGAAGUUUGCAUUAUUCAUGAGAAUGGACAAAUUUCUGGCAAGGUCCUGGUAUAUCGUAAUCCAGGUAUUCAUUUUGGAGAUGUCCAUGUUCUGACUGCGAAACAUGUAGAAGGUUUGGAAGAGAUAGUGGGAAACUCAAAAUAUGGCAUAUUCUUUCCCACCAAAGGGUCAAGGUCACUGGCUGAUGCAAUGUCUGGUGGUGAUCUUGAUGGAGACAUGUAUUGGGUAUCACGGAACCUUGAUCUUUUAAAAUACUUCAAGCCAAGCCAUCCUUGGACGUGCACAAACCAUUCAUCAAGUCCCCAACAAAAGAAACCAGUGGAUUUUUCAGAUGAAGAGUUGGAGCAUGAGCUGUUUUCUCGUUUCCUGAGUGCAAGAUUUCAACCAAGUAAAGCUAUGGGGAUCGCAUCAAACAGCUGGUUGGCACACAUGGAUCAGUUGUUAACAUUAGGAGACAAAGAUGUGACAGAGAGAAAACGCCUGAAGGAAAAGAUGCUGAAAUUAGUGGAUAUUUACUAUGAAGCACUAGAUGCACCAAAGACAGGGAUAGAGGUUACUGUUCCACGUGAGCUAGUUGCAGACACAUAUCCACAUUACAUGGGAAGGCAACCAUCAUCCAGUUACCAUUCAGAGUCUGUUCUAGGGAAGAUCUAUGAUGAAGCCCAUGAAUGGGCACUUGAGACUCCUUCCAUACCGGUUUGGAAGCUUUCACUUUUAGAUGUUGAAGUUCCUAAAAAGAACUUGAAGACAUGGCAACGUCUUUACAAAAACUACCGAGUUGAAAUGAGUGCAGCGGUCUCCAAUGGUGAUGAGGAACUAAAGAGAGAAAGCUGCGACAAAGUUAUACAGAAAUAUAAACAGAUAUUAUAUGAAGCAGCUGACUUAGAAUCAAGCUCCAGAGCAUGGGUGGAGACUCGUUUCGAUGCAUUGGCCAUAUAUCAUGUAUCUUAUGAUUACGCAAUGGAAAUUGAAGAUGCAAAGAAAUGCGGCUUUGCAUGGAAGGUAGCAGGUAUGGCUUUGUUGAAGAUAUUCGCCGAAGCUCAGGCUGAGAAACCUAUAGCUUGCAUGCCUUCUGUGCUCCAGGAAGUUCUUACUAGGAAAAGUGCACAGGAACAAAUGUAGAUAUAUGUGGUAUUCGCCAAUAUUUUGGUAAUCUGACCAAGGAACAUCACAUGAAAACCAUGAAAGCCUGUUGCUAAGAAAAAGGUAGAACCAUAAAUACUAUCCGAAAUAGUGAAGGGUGCUUCAUAAUAUUCCAUUCCUUGAAAGCCAGUGAAGACUAGAGCCAGUAAAACGGUAGCUACUAAAGCGUAAACUGCUCGUUUUUUUAUGCGGGUUCUUCCUUCUAAUGACCGGCAUAUCUAUGAUUCUUUUCUCUCAGAUGAAGCAGCAGGCAUCGGUCCGUAGAACCUAUAAAAAAGAGAUGGUUGUAGCGCGAAGUACUCUUGUGCACUUAUGUUAUGGAAGAAUUGAGCUUAUUGCUGGGCUGGUUAUUCAGAGCCAACAAGAGGCACAUAUGCAUUUUGUAUUGUACUAACUUACGUUGUAACUCAUGCUCCCUUGAUUUUUCUAUCUUGAAUGAAAAUCAGGCUUGUCCAUUCAUGCUU